Molecule: messenger RNA, 1953 nt
Organism: Drepanopeziza brunnea f. sp. 'multigermtubi' MB_m1
Lineage: Eukaryota; Fungi; Ascomycota; Leotiomycetes; Helotiales; Drepanopezizaceae
Biological process (GO): ribosomal large subunit biogenesis
Cellular component (GO): nucleolus
Molecular function (GO): RNA binding; GTPase activity; GTP binding
Source: RefSeq, a predicted model, not a curated record
AUGAAGACGACAUGGAAAGACAUACAGCCCGUCCCGACAUCUCAGGAAUUCCUCGAUAUUGUCUUGAGUAGAACACAGCGACGUCUGCCGACGCAAAUCAGAGCUGGAUUUCAAAUAAGCCGUAUUCGCAAUUUUUACACCAGGAAGGUAAAGUUCACACAAGAGACCUUUUGCGAGAAGCUAUCUCUUAUUCUCGAUGGAUUCCCCCGUCUACAAGAUAUUCAUCCGUUCCACAAGGAUCUCCUCAACACCCUCUACGAUGCCGACCAUUUCCGAAUUGCACUCGGUCAACUCUCCACUGCGAAGCAUCUGAUCGAAAUCGUCUCGCGUGAUUAUGUGCGCCUCCUUAAGUACGCGCAGUCGCUCUUCCAGUGCAAGCAACUCAAGCGCGCGGCGUUGGGUCGAAUGGCCACCAUCUGCAAAAGAUUGAAGGAUCCCCUGCUCUACCUCGACCAGGUCCGCCAGCAUCUCGGUCGUCUUCCCUCGAUCGAUCCCAACACCAGAACUCUCCUCAUCUGUGGGUAUCCCAACGUCGGAAAGUCUAGCUUCUUGAAGAGCGUUACCAGAGCCGACGUCGAUGUUCAGCCAUAUGCGUUCACGACGAAGAGCUUGUUCGUGGGACAUUUCGACUACAAGUACUUGCGAUUCCAAGCCAUUGAUACCCCUGGUAUAUUGGACCACCCAUUAGAGGAGAUGAACACUAUUGAAAUGCAGUCCAUCACCGCAAUCGCUCAUCUCCGAUCCGCUAUUCUGUAUUUCAUGGAUUUGUCCGAGCAGUGUGGCUACACCGUGCAAGCGCAAAUGCAACUAUUCCAGAGCAUCAAACCUUUGUUCGCAAACAAGCUUGUCUUCAUCGUAAUUAACAAGAUUGAUGUCACCCGCCCCGAGGAUCUUGACGAGGAGACUCAAGCCGCUCUCCAAGCCCUCCUGAAGCCUGGAGAUGUAGAGAUGUUGCAGCUCUCAUGUACCACCACAGAAGGUGUGCAAGAAGUAAAGAACGCUGCUUGCGAGCGCUUGAUAGCCGACCGCGUUGCCCAAAAACUCAAGGCCGGUACAAAUAGCAGCGGAGUGGGUGGCCGUCUCCAAGAUGUCCUUACCAGAAUCCAUGUCGCGAAGCCCAUGGACGGCGUUGUCCGCGAAGCCUUCAUUCCUGAAGCGGUCAAGAAUAAGAAGAAGUACGACAAGAGCGACCCCGAUCGCAUCAGGCUUGCACGGGACAUCGAGGAAGAGAACGGUGGCGCGGGUGUGUACAAUGUCGACCUCAAGGACAAGUACCUCCUGGAAAAGGACGAGUGGAAGCACGACAAGAUCCCCGAAAUUUUUGAGGGCAAGAACGUUGCCGACUUCAUCGACCCAGACAUCGAGGCCAAGCUCGCCGCUCUUGAAGAGGAGGAGGAGAAGCUUGAGGCGGAAGGUUACUACGACUCAGACGAGGAACUGGAGGACGCCGAAGAUGCCGAGAUCCGGAUGAAGGCCGACCAGAUCCGCGAGAAAAGAAUGGAGAUCCGCAACGCGGCCAAGAUGAAGAAGUCGCUCAAGAACCGCGCCAUCAUCCCGCGCACGCUUACCCGCAAGAAGCUCACCGACAUGGAGGACCACCUCGACUCGCUCGGUCUCGAAACCGACGCCAUCGGCGUUCGUGCGCGCAACCAGAGCCGUGGACGGAGCAUGGUACGCAGCCGUACCGGUACCGAGGAUGUCAUGGACGUGGACUCCCCCGAAUACGAGGCGAAGAUGCGCGCAAAGAGUAGAGCUAGGAGUCAGAGUAAUAGACGCGAUGACGGCGUGACGAACGAGGUUGCCAGAACGAAGGCCGAGAGAGCACAGAAGCUGAGUCAGAGACACAUGAACAGGAUGGCUAGACAGGGUGAAGCCGAUAGGCACGUUGCAGCGGCCAUGCCCAAGCACUUGUUCUCUGGCAAGCGCGGUAUGGGCAAAACCAACUCUCGCUGA